Messenger RNA from Oldenlandia corymbosa var. corymbosa, 2830 nucleotides. Lineage: Eukaryota; Viridiplantae; Streptophyta; Magnoliopsida; Gentianales; Rubiaceae. The record is from the annotation of a GenBank genome assembly.
UCAUCCUCAUCAUCAUUAUCAUAAAUAAAAAAUUACUUAAAAAAAGAAAAAGAAAAAAGAAAAUUCACCAAGAUCACAAAUCCACCAACUCCCUUUCUCCUCCCCCAAUUCUCUUCCUUCACUUCCAUCAUAUAAUCUUCAUUUCUAUCCAUCUAACUUAAAGGAGGCUUUUUCCAAAGGGGGAGAACAAACGAUUAAAACAAAAUAGAAGGGGAAAAAAACACGCACACACACAGUGAACUCCGCAGCCAUGGCUUCUACCUCCUCCCUUACUCUCUCCCAAGUUGUCCUCGCCCGCUCCGUUCCCCGCCAUGGCUCUUCCAACCCUCACCUCCCUUCUUCUCUUUCACUCCCCACAUUUUCCGGCCUCAAAGCCACCCCCACCACCACCGCCACACCCACCGCUGCCAACGCCUCCUCCACUCGCCGCCGAUCCACUCCCGGCCGCCGCCAAGCUCAGGUCUUGGCUUCAGCUGCCGUUGAGACCCUCGAGAAGACUGACACUGAACUCGUAGACAAGUCCGUCAACGCGAUCCGGUUUCUGGCCAUCGAUGCCGUCGAGAAGGCCAACUCCGGCCAUCCGGGUCUGCCGAUGGGUUGUGCUCCGAUGGCCCAUAUUAUUUACGAUGAAGUCAUGAAGUACAAUCCCAAGAAUCCUUAUUGGUUCAACAGGGACCGCUUUGUUCUCUCCGCCGGACAUGGCUGCAUGCUUCAGUAUGCUUUGCUCCAUUUGGCUGGAUAUGACAGUGUCCAGGAGGAGGAUUUGAAGCAGUUCCGUCAAUGGGGAAGCAGAACCCCAGGACAUCCGGAGAACUUUGAGACCCCCGGUAUUGAAGUCACAACUGGUCCUCUUGGCCAAGGUAUUGCCAAUGCUGUGGGUUUGGCCCUUGCUGAGGCGCAUUUGGCUGCUAGAUACAACAAGCCAGAUGCUGAGAUUGUUGACCACUACACAUAUGUUAUUCUCGGUGAUGGAUGUCAAAUGGAGGGUAUUUCAAAUGAAGCUUGUUCCCUUGCUGGCCACUGGGGGCUUGGAAAGCUUAUUGCAUUCUAUGACGACAAUCAUAUUUCUAUUGAUGGUGAUACGGAUAUUGCUUUCACUGAGAAUGUUGAUGCCCGUUUUGAGGCUCUUGGAUGGCAUGUUAUCUGGGUAAAGAAUGGUAACACAGGUUAUGAUGAGAUCCGUGCUGCGAUAAAGGAAGCAAAAGCUGUUAAAGACAAGCCUACAAUGAUUAAGGUCACAACAACAAUUGGAUAUGGGUCCCCUAACAAGGCAAACUCAUAUGCAGUGCACGGAAGUGCAUUGGGUGCGAAGGAGGUAGAUGCUACCAGGGCAAACCUUGCAUGGCCUCAUGAGCCUUUCCAUGUGCCAGAGGAAGUAAAGAAGCACUGGAGCCGUCAUAUCCCGGAGGGUGCUGCCCUUGAAGCUGAAUGGAAUGCCAAAUUUGCCGAAUAUGAGAAGAAAUAUCCUGAGGAAGCUGCAGAGUUUAAGUCCAUCAUUACUGGUGAACUACCAGCUGGUUGGGAGAAAGCUCUUCCUACAUAUACACCUGAGAGCCCUGGAGAUGCUACCAGGAAUCUCUCUCAAACAAAUCUUAAUGCCCUUGUAAAGGUUCUUCCUGGUCUGCUCGGUGGUAGUGCCGAUCUUGCCUCCUCAAAUAUGACCCUCCUUAAGUCGUUUGGCGACUUCCAGAAGGACUCACCCGCAGAGCGUAAUUUAAGGUUUGGUGUUCGUGAACACGGUAUGGGAGCCAUUUGUAAUGGGAUCGCUCUCCACAGCCCUGGGCUCAUCCCAUAUUGUGCAACUUUCUUUGUGUUCACUGACUACAUGAGGGCUGCCAUCAGGAUCUCUGCAUUGUGUGAAGCUGGAGUUAUCUACGUGAUGACCCAUGAUUCAAUUGGUUUGGGAGAAGAUGGACCCACACAUCAGCCAAUUGAGCACUUGGCAAGUUUCAGGGCCAUGCCUAAUGUUUUGAUGCUGCGUCCAGCUGAUGGCAAUGAGACAGCUGGUGCAUACAAGGUUGCCGUAGUCAACAGGAAGAGACCCUCAAUCCUUGCACUUUCAAGGCAAAAAUUGCCCCAGCUACCCGGAACUUCUAUUGAAGGAGUAGAGAAGGGAGGUUACAUAAUAUCAGACAAUUCAUCAGGCAACAAGCCAGAUUUUAUCUUAACUGCAACAGGUUCAGAGUUGGAGAUUGCAGCCAAAGCUGCUGAUGAACUCAGAAAGGAAGGCAAAACUGUCAGAGUUGUUUCUCUCGUCUCUUGGGAGCUUUUUGAUGAGCAAUCAGCUGAGUACAAGGAGAGCGUCUUUCCAGCAUCUGUAACAGCUAGGGUAAGUAUUGAGGCUGGUACGACAUUUGGGUGGCAGAAGUUUGUUGGAGAUAAAGGCAAGGCGAUUGGAAUUGACCGAUUUGGAGCAAGUGCACCUGCAGGCAAAAUAUACAAGGAAUUCGGCAUUACUGCAGAGGCUGUUGUAGCUGCAGCAAAGAGUAUCUCCUAGGCUUUUGUUAGUUUAGGUCAUCCAGGUGCUGGUUGUUUACUGAGAUUUUUAAGAUUGGUAUUUGGUCAUGCAGUUUACUGUGAGCAAACCUUGUUAAGGGAUUCGGCUCAGUUCACUGCGAGUUGAGAUUUCGUAAUAAAAGAAGAUAGGCUCUCUUGCUUUUGCUGUCUUUCAUCUGUCGAUCUAUUUCAGCCUGUGAAGAGGAGACAGUUUAGGAUCUUUCCCAAUAUUAUACUGGAACAUGGCCUUUGUAAUUGAUGUUGUUUUAUUGACUUGAGUUUACUUUUUUCUGUCUUUUGCAUCUAAUGAGCAAUAUAAAGAGAUUGUUCCCAU